AAGAUAUAUAUUCAUACGCUAAUACGCAUACCCGGUAAAUACAUGCAUCUUCUCUGCAAGCUCUGUUUGAUCCAAACCGUGCCUUUAUUUCUACGCCAGUUUUCACUGGUAUACUCCCUUUUCGAAAGUAAAACAUUGGAGGAAAAUGCUGCACUGCCUCUCCCUCAAGUCGAAGUCGUCGUCGUCGUCAUCGUCAGUGGCUUCCAUGGCGGCACCACCGCCACCGCCACCUCCUCCUCCUCCUCCUCCUCAUUUCCAAGGGAAUCCGACAGAGGACAGUUCGAGCGCUCAACCCUCACCCACCGUCAACCUCACUCGCGAGUAUACCCUCAAUGUCCAAACCAACUCCUACCGCGAGAUAUGGUCCCAAAUUCAACCCACCACCGCUACAAAUUGCGUCGAAGACUCCCACCACCAGCUCCUAUUGGCACAGGUGCUUCACCCCAACCGUGAUUGCGUGGAAGACGCCCUUCGCCACGCCAAGACCAAGACCAACACCCUCACCCGUCUUGUCAAAGCCUAUUUCGAACACAGCGAGAAAUCCACCGUUCUCUGCCUUCUCCUCCUCCAUAGCGUCGAUCGUGCACGUUCCCUCUACGCCCCUCUCUAUUCCCUCCUCGACGUCCUUCCUCUUCACUCUGACUCCGACUCCCACUCUUCCCUCCUCACCCAAUCCCAGUGCAAUCGCGCCUUCGACCUUUUCCUUGAAUUCGACCGCCUCGACAACCCUUUCCCUUGUCCUCAUUCCCACAACUUCAAUGACAUGCGCCGCUGCUUCUCCCAGCUCAAGCAACAGCUCGAUCGCAGCCUCCGCAAGUCCCGCUCUCGACUCCGCCUCCUCCGCGGCGCCACUGCCUCGUCCGCCGAUUGUUGUAUUUGCGCCGCCUUUGGGACCGCUGUUUCCGCUAUUGCUAUAGCCGUUCACACCCUUGUAGUCUUUGCUGCCGGGACCUUCUGCACCGCAUACCUUCCUCAAACUUCAAACUUUACUCACAAAGAAGUUGCCCAUGUGGCACAACUUGAUGCUGCUCUCAAGGGCACUUUUGUUCUAAACAAUGAGCUUGACACCAUUGAUCGCCUCGUUGUUCGUCUGCACAAUGCGGUUGACAAUGACAAAUUCCUCAUUCGCCUUGGACUAGAGAGAGGCGGGGAGAAACAUCCGAUCGUGGAGGUAAUCAAACAACUCCACAAGAACCAGCUCAAUUUCCUGCACCUGCUCCAAGAUCUUGAAGAACAUAUAUGCCUGUGUUUUAACACCGUCAAUAGGGCCAGAGCGCGUCUUCUCCAGGAAAUCUGUCGUCAUCAAUCUUCCGUUAAAUUUGUUAUCACCAUGACAAUCUUGUCCUCAAGGCCAAUGCACUGCCAAACUCUUCCAGCACCCCUCUCCCUUAAAGGACCUUGCCCACAAGGUGAGAUGGUAGAGGCUACGCAGCUUCCACAGUGACUCCCGUAUGCUGUCCUCAGCUGGUGCUCCCAACCACUAACUUUUGUUGCUGCAUGGUUUCCAACCUUAACCAUUCUCCUUUCCAAAAUAGCCUUGGGUUCAGGUUGUACAUUGUCUUCAGGAUCCACUGGAGGUAGAGUAGAUAAGGGAGAGAUCUGAUCAUCCAGUUUCCUCUGCAAACAGGACACAUGGAAGACUAGAUGAAUUCGUGAAUUAGAGGGUAAUGCCAGCUUAUAUGCAACUGCUCCAAUCCUUUGUACCAUCUGAAAAGGACGAUAAUAUCUAGGAGCUAAUUUCAAAUUGUGCCUCAUUGCUAUUGCCUUCUAUCUGUAAGGCUACAACCUUAACACCCAAUCUUCCACCUCAAAUGAUCUCUCAAUUCUUUUCCUGCCAGCAAAUAACUUCAUCCUAUGCUGGGCCUUCUUCAAGUUUUCUUUCAAAAGAAACAAAAUUUGAUCUCUAGACUUUAAUUGCUGCUCAACUGCUGCAUUAGCUGUGGUGCCAGGGAUAUAAACAAGUAGCCUAGGAGGAGGAUAACUAUAGAGUGCUUCAAAUGGAAACAUUAAAGUUGUAGAAUGAUUAGAAGUAUUAUAGCACCACUCUGCCAUAGGUAGCCAGUUGCUCCAUUCCUUUGGUCUGUACCAAUAUAACAUCUCAAAUAGCCCUCCAAGCAUUUAUUUAAGGCCUCAGUCUAACCAUCAAACUGAGGAUGAUAUGUUGAACUAAAUGCCAAUGAAGUGCCAUGUAACUGAAAUAAUUCCUUCUAAAAGGAACUGGUGAAGACUGGAUCUCUAUCUGAGACAAUUGUUCUUGGGAUACCAUGAAGCUUAAAGACACCCGAGAAGAAAACUUGAGCCACUUUGGUUGUAGUGUAUGGAUGAGACAUAAGAAAGAAGUGAACAAAUUUGGUUAAUCUAUCCACCACUGAAAAUACUACACUCAUCCCAUUGGACAUUGGCAAACCCUCAAUGAAAUCUAUUGAGAUGUCCAACCAAGGUGAAUCUAGAAUGGGCAAGGGCUGCAACAACCCUGCUGGGUGAUUAUUCUCGUGUUUAGUGAGCUACCAGAUCUCACGCUCCUUAACCAUGUUCUUGAUGUCUCUACCCAUUCCUUCCAAAAAAAAAUCCCUUUCUUGCUCUCCGCAAAGUCUUUUGGUACCCCACAUGGCCUGCUUGGGGAUUAUAGUGAAUAAAUUGCAGAACUUGUUUUGAAAGGGGAUAAGGGCACAAUCACCAAUCUCCCUUUCUUCACUAGCAACCCUUGUUGUAGAGUAUACCCUUUAGGCCCCUCACCACCUUGUUGCAAUUGAGAAACAAUAUUAGUUAUCUCUUUGGACAACUCAUAACUGUGCUUCAACUCUUCAAUCCAAACUAGUGUGGGGAAAGAAAUUAAGGCCAAAAUAGCUUCUUUUUUUUUUUUUUUUUUUUUUUUUUUUUUUUUAUAAGUAAACGAUUUUCUUCAAUAAUGAUAGCCAGAACCCAAGUACAGAAGAAGAUAUACAAAGGUACGCUCUAACUAUGUGGAAUCAAUAGAGAUAAGGAAGUCAUGCAAAUUAAGGCCAUUAAAGUC
This is a messenger RNA of Juglans microcarpa x Juglans regia, 3013 nucleotides long. Its product is annotated as UPF0496 protein At3g19330. The record is from RefSeq and is a predicted model, not a curated record. The transcript has 3 exons. Bases 146 to 1444 code for a protein of 432 amino acids. Lineage: Eukaryota; Viridiplantae; Streptophyta; Magnoliopsida; Fagales; Juglandaceae.